This is a messenger RNA of Hyposmocoma kahamanoa, 2404 nucleotides long. Its product is annotated as actin cytoskeleton-regulatory complex protein PAN1-like. Lineage: Eukaryota; Metazoa; Arthropoda; Insecta; Lepidoptera; Cosmopterigidae. The coding region runs from base 450 to 2246 and encodes 598 amino acids. The record is from RefSeq and is a predicted model, not a curated record. The transcript is spliced from 10 exons.
AUUUUUUUCUAGAUGGCGGUUUGAUUAAGGCGAUGUAUGUAAACAAAAAGCGUAAACACCAAGCCGAGUGACUCACGAUGACGAAGUUUUCAUUAUCAUAUCACAACCACAAGAAACGUUAGUUGCAAUCCGACACUCAGCGCAAAUUCUCGCUUGCAUCUUAGCACGUUUUUUACGCGUAUUCAAUAUAAAUUGAUUGCAUUCGUAAUUUUUAUCAAGGUCGUGUCGUCGAGUGAACGCGCGUGACACACUUUUAGUAUAGCGAACGGAAUAUUUCACGUAUUUCCCCAACUACGAGAACAAAGAGACUUAUUUUAUGAUUAUUAUUUAACACUUUCUAACGAUCGAAGCACCAGCCUGUUGAUCCAAACACGUGAGAAGUGGUUCAUACGUUAGAACGGGAGGAUGCGAGCGUUCGCCGCGUGGGUGUGUUGAAAAUUGAAUAAAAAAUGAUUAAAAGGAACGGCGAUAAUGUAUUUGCGAUCGCGUCGAACAACAAUCAGUGUCAGGGCGCGAGGAGCGCCGUCUCGCUCUGUCCCGGCGGCGCGGCGGGCGGUAGCGGCGCAGCCAGCACGAGGAUCCCGCGAGCCACUGCCGCGAGAAUGACGCCUCCCGACACGCAUCACAACACUAAAGAGGCGAAUAUUGCGCUCUCGACUUACGUGGAAAAAUGGAAAAACAGAUACGAAGAUGCCGAAAGAAAACACAGGACACACCUUAUAAAAUCAGAAAAAGCGAAGCGCGAGCACGAUGAUCUCCUGCGCCGCUACAACAUCCUCGUCGAGGAACACAAACACGUGGAGAGUGAGCUCGCCGACCGCGAACGGGAGCUGAACAAGCUCAGACAUGUCUCGGAGAAGCUGUUUCAUGAGUACCAGCAGCUCAAGCACCAGAGCGAGAUCGAUGCAGAACUUAUGCAAAAGGUAAUGCAACAGGCUGGAGAAUGGUACAAACAGAACAAGCAACUAAAGAGACGUAGCACGGUACUGCUGAGCCAGCUGCCUGCUCGGGCAGAUAUCGAACUCGACUGCACGGACACAGCAUCAGACACCAGUAGCAACGAAGAGGUGGAAUUCCUGAAACAGCAAAUAGCAGAGCUGACACAACAAGUGGCCUCUUUGCAGACGGAGGCCAACGCGGCCAAGUUGCAUGAGUUCGAGGCCCACGAGAUCAAUGUGACCACUACACAGGAGCUAGAAUCCGAGCGAGAGAAAUGCCAAGCGCAAGAGAAGGAAUUGGAGGAACUGAGAAGACAAAUCGAGCGCCACAACCGCGUGUCGAAGCUGCUCAUGGACGAGGUGUCCGCGCUGAAGAACAACGCCGACAAGGACAGGCAGAUGGCCGAGACCUACAAGUCCGAGGCGCUGUCGGCCAAGAAGCGCGUGCGCCAGCUGACGCACCAGUCGGCGCUGCUGAUGGGCGAGCUGGAGCUGGACGAGCGCCUGCUGCUGGUGCUGGCCGAAGUGGACAGCCUCAAGCAGGCGCUGGACAGCCAGGCGCAGCGCCACCAGGACCAGCUCGAGGACUUGCAGUUGAAACUAGCAGAAAAACAUGAAGACACAGACAUACUUCUUUGGGAAGAGAAAAUCAAAUUGGCAGAGGAAGAUGCACAGAAGGCUCUGGAACGCGCCGAAAAGGCCGAAAAAAAGGUCGCUGAGGCUGAGAAGCGGUUAGCAGAGUUUGAAAGAAAACCGCAGAAAAAGACUAGUCUUAUGUCCAGGAUAAGUUACUUUGAGAGUGGAGGGGAGAAGAAGGACGUCGAAGAAAAAGUAGAAAUUCUGGCGCCACCAUCAGAGCCAGCACAAUUACCCCUUCCACCUCCCUCACCUCCGCCAACCGUCAGUACAGAAUCGGCGUCUCCUCCACCCCCUCCCGCCGCCCCUCUGCCUCCUCCGCCCCCGCCGCCUCCCCCCAUGAACCUCCCGCCCCCGCCCCCGCCGCCCCCUCCCGCGCCCGCGGUAUUCUCUGCGGCGUCCACCGUCGAGGACAUGGCGCAGAUGUUGGCCAACAAACAGGGGACUUUGAAGAAAGCCAAUAAACAGAACGGAGGUGGAGCGAUAGAUGCAAUAGUGGACCAAAUAAAAGGCGGCAAGUUCCAGCUCAAGUCUCGCGAACAGAACUUUCUCGAACGGAAACCUAAAGAGGAACAACCUGAAGCCGUUAAAGAAAUGCUCACGAUCUUGGGAACGUUGAGAAAACGACGCAGCGUCAACCGACCAGGGUUCGUCGCGCAGGGAGAAGCUUGACGGUUCCGACAACUUCAAAAGAGGCAUUUUAGCUGUAAGUCAUAGUCUUCCUAUAAGAUCUCGAUUGAGCAUUGCAAACUGGUGAGCGAGAACUUUAACGCACCGGACUGAACACUGUCAAUUACGAAUAGUACACAAUUUAUAUAAAAUUUUAUACG